Colletotrichum truncatum is the source of this 366-nucleotide messenger RNA. The record is from RefSeq and is a predicted model, not a curated record. NCBI's taxonomy places the organism in Eukaryota, Fungi, Ascomycota, Sordariomycetes, Glomerellales, Glomerellaceae.
AUGCGCUUUCAUACAAUUGCUGCUGUUCUUGUCUCCGUUGCCACGGCCCAAGCCGCUGUGGCUCAGGGUCAGCCUCAAGCGCUCACACCUCGAGGCGGACCCGUCUUCGAAGAGCUAGUCGAGAAACGAGAUGGGCCCUUCUCCUUGCAAAAGCGAGAGUGCAAGUACAAUGGAUGCAAAUGCAACAGCCGCGGAUUGCAGCUCACUAUCUGUGGCGCAUGCAAGUAUGCCGACACCAAGAAGUAUGCCAUCUCUGCUAAGAGAGUCGACAACCACAUCUAUGAGUGCUCUCCUGGUGGGAAAUGUUGCGACUAUGGAUAUGCCAAGGACUGUGGCAAGUCCAAUCAGCGGUGUAUUAUUAAUUGA